AUGUAUGGUGCUUAUUUGACAUCUGAUGAUGACAAAUUUCUUGAUUUAAUUACUGAUGAACUAGACAAAUACAAUCUAUCGAAUGAUUCCUCCUUCAUUCUUCUUUUUCCACCUUUGUCAUCACGACAUCGUUUAUUAUUGCAUCGUCUUCGUGAUAAAAAUUAUUCUAAUCUAUUCAGUUUCUCUGUCGGUGACGAAAAAACUACUCGUCGAACAAUAAUUUGUUUGAAAUCGCAAGUUAUGGAUGAAAUGAAUGUAAUAGCAUCACCUACAACCUCAGUCCAUUCUAACGGUGAAUCUUCGACCAAACGUCGUCCAGAUCAAGCUUUAUAUAAGCCACCACGUCGAAGUAAAAAUCCCGAGGUUUCUAGUCCUAUUUCUACACCACCACCACAACCACCGUCGACGUCACUCGAAGAAGUUCAACAAAACAAUAGUACGACUAUGUCGACAAAAAGUAAAACCGCUCGUCCAUCAGCUGAACCUUAUGUUCCGCCGUCCAGACGCAGUCAACCGGUGAACAAAGAACCACAUCUUUCUUCACCUUCAUCUCUAUCGUUCACCACUGACAACAAAAAAGAAGACGGUGACGUGGAAGACGAAGAAGAAUGGGAGAAAAUAUUAGAUAGUAAUGAAGAUCCUCAAUAUAAAGAUCUUGUCGAAGAAAUUCAAACAAAAUUCAAAGAAAGUGUUCAGAUAAAAAAACCAACGAAUGACUAUUCUCAAUGGUCAGUCGAUGAUAUACAAAUAAAAGAAGCUGAUUUAGCUCAUGUAGUUGAAGUAUCAAAUUUUCCAUCAACAUUUCGUACUGAAGAUCUUUCAAAUGCAUUCAAAACACUUACUCGAAGUAUAUUCGAUAUAAAAUGGGUCGAUGAAACACAUGCUCUGAUCGUUUUUCCAGAUGCUAAUAUGGAAUUUCUCCAACCGUAUAAAACUCGACCACAAACAUCAUCAUUAACAGCUAAUCGUCGUAUAUGUGCUGCAUUGGGUCUAAAAAAUCCGAUGAGUAAUGAUAAAACUAAAACUGAACGACAAAAAAUUGAAACAGCCAGACAACAAAAAAUUCGUGACAAAGAAGAACAAAAAACAGUUUGGGAUGGUGGUGUUUUACCUGCCACAUCAACAACAUAA
This is a messenger RNA of Rotaria sp. Silwood2, 1131 nucleotides long. NCBI's taxonomy places the organism in Eukaryota, Metazoa, Rotifera, Eurotatoria, Philodinida, Philodinidae. The record is from the annotation of a GenBank genome assembly.